Molecule: messenger RNA, 6814 nt
Organism: Hylaeus volcanicus
Lineage: Eukaryota; Metazoa; Arthropoda; Insecta; Hymenoptera; Colletidae
Exons: 36
Coding region: 302-6586 (2094 amino acids)
Biological process (GO): mitotic spindle organization; microtubule polymerization; centrosome duplication
Cellular component (GO): kinetochore; spindle pole; centrosome
Molecular function (GO): microtubule plus end polymerase activity; microtubule plus-end binding
Source: RefSeq, a predicted model, not a curated record
UACUUUAUAUCUGUGUCAUUAACUUAUAAAAAGACGAUGAAUGAGACUUUAAAAUGUGUGUUCUAGAAACAAGAUAAACCUUGUAAUAAAGGAAACAAACUUUAUUUUUUUGUUCAAGCAGUUUUCGUUUCAGUAGCUCUUUUUUUUAUUCAAUUUUCUUUACAGCUUUACAAUAAUUUUUUCAGGAUUAUUUCUUAAUUUAAACAGGAACAUAUAGAUUACCAAGAUUUAUUCCAUUUGUAUUUGACAGUUGGGCGAAACAUAGCAAAACAAGCAUUUUUUUAAAGUACAUUUCAGACAUAUGGAAUCAACGACCGAUGUGAUGGAAAAUUUACUAGCCGGAGAUGCUCAUGUAUCUUUGAAUCAAUGUAGUAUAGAUGAUCCUCAUCGUCCAAUUGAACUGUCUCCUGUACCUGAACAAGCUCCGCAAAACAAUGAAGAUUUGAGUUCUUAUUCAGUGCCGGAUCUUUUAGCGUCAACCAAUUGGAAGUGGAAAUUAUUUGGAUUACAACAAGUGAAAAAUAUAUUAACGGGUGAAGUCGCAUCAGAAGAGUUGGAUGAAAAACUUCUUUUAGAGUAUGGCAACCAUUUGCCUGAGUGGUUAGUUCAUUGCAAUGGAAAUGUUCAGCGUGUAGCAUUAGAAUUAUGUGUUCAUUUGUUUUUAAAAUUGAGUCCUUUGCAAAUGCAAAAGAUUUGGACGGAAUCUACUCUUUAUAAUGUCUUACAAGAUAAAUUUUUUUCUCAAUCACGUCUGUUAGAUACUCUGACAGAGGCCUUGAGUUCCAUCUUUGAAAUGAUUCCAGAAAAUGUGUUCUUUGAGCCUUUUGUGAAAUUUUUAGAAUCUGCAAUUGAUUCGAAAGGUUUUAUCUCAUUGAAAGGUUCUCAAUUAAAAAAAUAUGUGGGAGGAUUAAAUUCUUUAUCCAAGUUGCUGCACUGGUUUGGUUUUCAAUCUUUUUGUGACAGUCCUAUUCUACAACUUAUUUCGACAUUUACCACAGCAAUGGAUGCCACGCUUAAAAAGUCAGCUUAUAAUUUUUUGAUUGAGGUUUUUUUAUGGACGAAAAAUGACACAUUGGUCACUCAAUAUGUUUCUGAAAAACAAAAGGCUGAGAUUGGACGUCGCCUAACUGAUCUCAGGAACGAAAAACGUUUAGCUCCAUUGAGAAAAUCUUUUUCACAUAAAACCCCAAUUGAAACCACUAUGGAAACGAAUAGCUCGAAUCAACAGUCUUCCAGGGAUUUCAUUUAUAAAGAAUUCAGUCCCAAAGCAAUUCCCGUUUUACCGGCAGAAAAUUUAUUUAAACAUAUGACGCAAGAACAAUUUGAAAAACGUGUUGGCAAUGCGAGUAAAUGGAAGGAGAAGGUUGAAGUUUUUCAAGAUAUGAUACAGAUUUGUGAGAAAUUACGUCGAGUGAAACCAUGCGAUUGUGGCAUAAUGAUUUCAGUUCUUUUAAAAACAAUUCAACUCGACAGUAAUUUAGCGGUGACAGGAGCAGCGUUAAAGUGUUGUAAUGCAUUAGCUUUGUGUUUACAAGAUUCUUUUGCCCCUUAUCUACGUCAAGUAGGAAGUAUGGCUCUUAUGAAGCUAAAGGACCGAAAUCGGUCUAUUACCUGUAAUGUUGUCACCUUAUUACAAACACUUUUAUUAUGUGGUUCUUUUGAACCUUACUUGGAGGAGAUUCUUCGACUUACUUGUGAUAAACAAAGUCACGUUCGCAAUUUAGCGCUUCAAUGGCUUCUUUAUGUUAUGAAUCAUCCGUCUCAAAAAGCAGCUGUUAUUAAAACUUUUCAGAAAAUAAUCCAGUGUGGACUAGAUGCUUUAGAUGACGCUACUGCUGAAGUUCGAUCGCGGGGAGCUCAACUACUCUUUAUUGCUCAGAAAAUUGACCAGGUUCAUGGGGUCUCAGCUUGUAUAGAAGGGUUAUCUGAGAAGAAGGCACAUGGUGUUCGUGAGGCAAUUGCUCGUAUCACAUUGGAGGAAUGUUUAGAUACUAUUUUUGCACCAGCAAACGCAGCGAGUAUUACAAAGCUGUCCAAAGUGGAAGUUUCGACAAACGCUAAAUUUUUAAAAAGACAACCCUCACGUACAACAAUCAUGAAAACAACCAAGGCUAAAUCAGACACUUUGAAAAAAAGUGAACAUCUUUCCGGGAGUGACGUCCUGGUACCAGAAGUCACGCUAGAUGGGGAAUCUGCAAAGAAAUUGUUAGAGACGUUUGUUCAGCCUGAAGGUUUAGAACGUAUGACUGAAAAGUUUUCAAGCAGCUUUUGGAAGGAUCGGGUUGAAGGUUUUGAUAAGGCCUGGGAUCUUGUUAAAACAACAACCUGGGAAGAUACCGAGCCGUUUUGCGUGUGGAUUCGUACUUUUGGGAUGAAAAAUUUUGCGGAAACUCAUAUGAAUGUCAAUAAACGUGCGUUGCAGUUUUUAAGUGAUAUGGUCGAUUCGCUUCAGUUGAAAUUGAGUCAAGCGUGUAUUGGAAUGUUUUUAAGCGGGUUUAUUGAAAAGGUUUCGGACGGAAAGUUGAAAGCGUUCGUUUUACAAUUCGUAGAGAAAUGUGUUAUUAUUUAUUCGUUAGCGUGUGUUCUGCACUGCAUUAUGGCACCUAAAAUGUGUCAAAAAGUGACAAGCAAGGUCCGCACUGAAGUAUGUUCUUUAGCAGAGCAAUUUUGGGUUCGUUUUGGUCCCGCAAAAACUGAUUGCCACUCUUUUGUAGCCUACGCUGUUAAAACAAGUGCAGAUCGUUCAGCAGCAGCGCGAGCCGCGAGUCAACGUUUUCUGUUUGUUUUAUAUAAAAAUGAUCCCAGUGGUGUGGCGAAAACAUUGCGACAAAGUGUUUUAGGAGUAGCUUUGUUAAAUGAUUUUUCUAAUGAACCGAUUCAAAGUAUUGCAAACAAACCAGGUUUAUCAAGUGUAGAAAGAAAAGUCGCUUCAAGCAAGAGUGGAACUACUACAGAACAAGUAGUUCAAACAGCAAGUGAAACGAACAAAACCGUUAGUGAGUCUCUUGACUUUCUGAAGGGUUAUUUGAGCGGUUCCAAUUUGAAGAAACUUCAUAGUACGGAUUGGACUUGCCGUAAAGAAGUUUUGUCUCAACUAAAUUGUUCGCUUUUGCAAACGUCCGGUUUAAAAUUUUGUGAAGCCACGUUACAUGAAUUUUUUUCUCUAUUAAAACAUCGUUUGAAAGAUGAAUCAAAUCGCUCUGUUCUUAAGGAAUUAUUACGGUGUAUUGAAUUGUUAGGCUCGAAUUUACCAAUAACAGAAGCUAAAAUUUUUAUACGAUGCAUUCUGGUGGAUGUUUUUUUAAAAUUUGCUGAUAAAAGUGUUUUGAUUCGUCAAAGUUGCACUGAAACGGUCAUCGCUUGGCUUAAAGUAACAGGCUUUUUACCUUGGGUUUUUUGUUUGUAUACCUCCAAAGUUUUAAGUGGUUCGGGUGAGGAAAGAGAACCCAUUUUAAGUCUUUUAGCGUCUUUGGACGAUAAGAUGUUUGCAAACACUUGUUUUUCACAACAUGAACAUGCUUUUUUCCUUCAAUCAUUUGUCACCUGUCUAGUCAAUUUGUUACUAGAUAAAAAAAAAAUACUACGGGAUAAUGCAGAAGUUUUUCUUUACAAAAUAGCGCGGUGUUUGCAACCUAAUUUUCUUCAGAAAAUCUUUAAAUCGACUUGUUUUUCAUCACAACAUCAUGUUAAAGUGGUCUUUCAAAAGUGUAUCACACUUGCGUCUUCCCAACAAACCAGUUCAGAAAUUUUCUCAGCACAAGAACCACUCACGUUCUUUUCCUCCUGCGGUUAUGUUUUCAAAUGGGAUUCCAUAACAUCUCCUUCUGUUUUAGAAACAUUAGAGUCGUUUCCGAAAUGCGCAUGGUCUUCGUUUAUACCGCUAGAAGAAAAUGCUUCCUUCAUGACACUAUGGAGUCAUGCAGCUAAUGAAAAAUUACUUAACGUCAUACUCGAGACUUCAUCGUCUCAUUCGAAUAUUCUAGAAUGCUUUGAAUUUUGGAAAACAUUUUUUCAAAGUACACAAGCGUUUUCAGAUUUUUUUGUAUCGGAAUUGAUGUCCCAACGUUUCGCUAUGCUUUAUGUCGUACAACGUUGGUUUGUCGUACGUCUCUCCUAUCCUUUGGUGGCUACGGAAGCCUGCCAUAUACUAUCCUUGUUACACGAUAUCGUCCAGUGUAAUGUUGCCAAACAUAAAGGGUCUUACGAACCGGUAUCUUAUGUUAUGUUGUGUUCCACGUUACCUUACCUUUUCCAAUAUGGGGUUCAAACGGAGUCUAACCAAAUCCAUUUUUGUGAAGAAAAUGUUUCCCUUCUGAUACGGAAAAUUGUUUCUUGGUGUUCUCCACAACUGACGUUUCAAAUGUUACUGUACUGCUUGAAAUCCUUAAACCACAAGUUCUUUUUUUUAGUGUUAACUGAAUUAUGUGCGGUGUGUGAAACAUCCUGUGAGAUUUCCUGGAAGUCUGUGGAAAAAGCGAUUCCAAUUGUUUCUAAUAUUGCGAUUUCAAGCAAGGAUACUUGUGUUGAAAAGACUGCUCAACAAUUUCUCCAACUUGUUUGUUCUCGUGCUGAUGAUCAUACGAUCUCUAUGUUGAUUCCACAGUUCCAGGUUGGCGAGAAUUUGUCGGUUUUUUUGAGUCGCACGUUGUGCACGAAUCGUCCUUUAGAGGAAACCUUGACUUUUCAUGAAAAAAAUCAAAGUUGUGUUGAGGCCAACAUUACUCAAAAAACAACGGAAAAUGACUUUAGUAAAACAGAGUCUUUUCAUUGCUCGGAGAACGAGGAUCCUUUUUUAACGACUACUGGAUCUUGUCCUUCAAUAAAAGGCUCAUCUCAACCUGAUUCCAAUUCAUUAUCACUUUGUGAUUAUUUAGAGGAAUGGAAUCAGUCUAUUGAAGAAAAACAUAUUGAAGAUAAGAUUCAAAACACACAAGGUUGUUUUGCAGAGUAUUUCGCUGAUUUCGAAAAACGCGAAAAAGAAUCGUUUCAACAAGAUUUACUCGAAGAGUGUCGACGUGUGAUGGAAGGUCGGCUUCAGCCCAAUGCUUCGCAUAUCGCCUACUGGAAUGGUGUCAUGCGUCUUGAUGAUACAUUGGAAUCGGUACAGGGCGAAACUUUAAUUCUAGCUGAUUUAUUACGAGGAAUGAAUCGACCCGAUUAUCUGUCCAUCGCACAAAAUGCAGAAGAAUUAUCUAAUUUUUUUAUUACACCCUCAAACGGAACAGGCCAACAAAAACAAUGGCAAGUUGUGUUCGCUUCCGAAAUCAUUACUGUUCUUCUUUUCGGCCUGCGUUUCUGUUUUGAUAUUCAACAUUAUGAGACAUUACAAGAUGAAAAGGAACAUGCAUGGAUUGCCGGAUUAAAAUUAACACAACUUGCCAAUCGUAUUUUACGAGAUAAAAAUGUUUUACAAAGAGUAUCUCUCAUUCAAUUACGUGAAUUGUAUAAGGUUUUCAUACUCGCUAUGUCUGUUCAUUCUCAUUGGGCCCGUUAUGAACAAGGAGCUGAAAUAGCUCGACGCUUGAAUACUAUUAUAGCAAGAGAUUUAAUGAGCGUUGUGAUACCACGGAAUGCAUGCCAUCUUUUUUUGAUGAUAUUUGAUUUUCUAUUAAAUCAUUUACAUGACCUGACUCCAUCUUUAGUUAUUCGUGUUCAUCGAAAGUUAAUCACAAAGUUCAAUACAAAACAUAGCUUUAAUCCUCCGACUGCAGAAGAAAUACCUUAUUAUCUUCGUACUUUAGAUGCUGCUAUAUUAGCAUUAAAACAAUUAGAUGCUUCACCCUUGUUAGGUUCUAUUGAGUCAACCACGGAGCGCCUCGUUGACUCAAAAAUUCAACAACAUUUUGUCUUUGACCAGAACCAUUUACAAGAAUUGAAAGCACAAAUUGAACUACUUAUUAAAGAAAUCAUUUACAUAUGUCUCGUCAUUUUAGGACCACAUCUUGUUGGAGUGUUUUUAAGAGAUCUUGGUUUCCAUAUUCCACAGGAUGAGACUUUACUAAAUCCUUCGACGGCAACAUUACCUAUGACGCUAACCUUGCGAUUGAAUUCUCGCUUAAGUUGCCGUCUUGAAAAACUAAUGAAUACACCUUAUUCUAUUGAAUUAACGGCUACUGUGUGUCCGAACAUUUUAACGAAACAACAAGACGAGGGAGUGACGUGCAAAACGUACUAUGACCAUCAUAAUCAAUUUUUUCAUCAAAAAACACAAACUCUAUUAUCUACUCCUCCACUUUGUUACCCGUUUUUUUCUAUUAAUGAAUUCAUAGCGCAAGCAAAACCCAACGUGACACUUGAAACUUUAGACCCAAGUCUUGCUUGCGGUUGGUCAGUUAAAAGAAAUGUCACUGCUGGAAACGAUAUUCAACCUUUAAGCGAACUUCUUCCAAGCUGGAAUGAAUCUCUUGUUCAAGUUUCUUCACAAACGUGUUAUUCACUAAAUACGCAUCUCGCGAAAAAAGAAGCCAUGCUGUGGAUGUCUCGUAAUCUUAUGCAUAAUGAAAUUGUUGGGAAAUACAUCCGUCGAGCUUUAACUUUAACGGCAUGUAUAAGAAACGAAUCGGGUAACAAGAAGCAAGAUUCCUGAAACGUGUUGUGGUACCCUUUGGAAAAUUGCUAAUUGUAUAAUCGGUCCAUUCAUAUAAGUGCGAUUUAAGUGAGUCGAGUGUUUGAUGACGUAUUCAGCAUAGUUGAAGAAAAGUUAUGAAAAGAUAGUCAUUUAUAAAGGAAUGAAUUUUUUCGUUUCUGUUUUUUUUAAUAAUUUCACAGCACUAAAGCAUGCUAACAGAGUAGCGAAAAAAUAAAGAGAUGGUAA